AGAUUGGAAAUUGAUAAUUUAUGAAUAAUUAUUGAAUCUUGCUAUUCAUCGCUUUGCCGAACGAAACAUAUACAUACCUACCUACCUUGAACACUCUCCCUCACGUAACCACCCCACGUGAUCUACAACGAUCGACAAUCAAGUCAAUACAUGGUCCUCCUAUCCAUAUUUUACGUCUAGAAGAUCGUCUAGGUAUACAUAACUAGUCAUGCUGUAAUAUAAGGACCUUAUCAUCAGCAGUAUUUCUUGGUAGAAGUUGUGACGGCAGAAGUUCGGAACCAGACACUUUACCAAUACCCCACUAACCUCGCUGCUGCCUACAGUGUUGAAAGAUAUUCCUUAAAAUUCUGCACUCUCUUCCACUUCAUCUAAGAUUACAACCAAGUAUCUCAGGUCCAGGUCCGGAGACUCUCGACAACGUUCCCGAUCAUGUCUCUUCUUCUCCAGAUACCUCGCGAGCUGCGUGACAAGAUCCUUGAGUUCGUGAUUUCGUGCACUGUCAUCGCACCGCCGUCUUCCCCGAAUGAUCACGAUGGUCGACAAAGCCUCAAAGAUACCUUUUGGAUGGCGAACAGUGGAGUUCUUUACCAAAAAGACACUCAAAUGAGAGGCAUACCGACGCUCGCUAUCAACCGGCAAAUUCGUACCGAAACCCUAGAUGUCAUGACCCUCAUGCAACUCCCCAGCUUGCGAUCCUACAAGCUAGACGUAAUGAUCGUCGAAGAAUGGGAGUUAUGGCCUACAUGGCUAUACGUCCCAACGACGACAACCCGAGUGGAAGAAGUUCGCGCCACUUUUCGAAUCUUUGGCGUCACGCCGAGGCGCCGUUCUGGCUAUUGUGGAGGGGACGGUGGACCUCCCUCCCUGGUCUGGACUUUUUUGAACUUGAUUGGGCGCUUUCUACACGUCGGGCCUGUCAGUAAGCGGGAAAAGGUUUAUGAUAAACAUAUCAAGAUACGACAUCUCAUCUUGGACUUCCUGACUCCAGAUGGGCCGGAAGAAAUGAUCGCGCCGGCCAUGAAUCACGAUAGAUUCAGGUUGCUGAGGAAACGGACCGGGAUCAAGUAUCUGAAGAAUCCGAGGAGCGUGUUGACAUUUGUUAAGGAUUAUCUGGGGUAUUUGCGUGGGGACAGUGACUUCGGUUCGAAACUAUAUGAGAGAGUGGGGAAGGUUACGUUGAUGUUGGAUGGAGUUGUGGUUCAUGAAAGCACUGCCACCGAAUGCAUACUGAGAGACAAUGCUGACAAAGCUGUCGCGAGCCCUUCACGACUGCCUCUGGACACGCUCGAGCCCGUCUUUGAGUACUGGGAACUGAAGAGAGAAAUCCAGUCAGCUGUGCCUCAGACUGAAAAUGAAGCAGAAACAACUCCAGAGGCAAAUGCUGUAGAAGGGUACAGCUAGUCACUCAACUAGGAACAAACCCAGUUGUAGAUUUAUGAGGAGAGCAACGAAAAGAGCAGGGGUGGGUUUAAGCCAGAAGAAUGCAUGAUUGAGAAUCGCAUGAUAGCGGGAUCAAUGAUGCAAAAUACUGCAAAAUAAUUCUACGUAUGGAUUCAGCAUCAAAAAGAGAUAUGAUUUGCAGUAGUGGGAAAGGCAAAUGGUUGGCAGUAAGGACUGUGAGAAGGAUAGAAGUUACGUCCAAGAUGAACACAACUAGCCUUUUCAUACAGCUCGUCAUUUAUCCUCCAAUGAGGACCCUUACCAGCUGGUAAUUCGAUAGCAAAUCAACUAUGAUAAAUACGAAGUUAAAUAACAUAGAAAAUUACGGUAAUGCACAACGCUGCUUAACAUAAUUGAUAGUGCAA
This is a messenger RNA of Cadophora gregata, 1805 nucleotides long. RefSeq lists its product as uncharacterized. Bases 430 to 1401 code for a protein of 323 amino acids. Lineage: Eukaryota; Fungi; Ascomycota; Leotiomycetes; Helotiales; Ploettnerulaceae. The record is from RefSeq and is a predicted model, not a curated record. The transcript is spliced from 2 exons.